GUUUAGUCGUAGUUUUCUCAUUAACAACUGAUAACUUACCUUCACGAGCCUUUUGGCGUCGACAUUCUCCAGAUUAAGCUCUGCUUUCGGGGACUCUUUCGCUGAUGGUGACGAUUCAGUUUGUUCACGGUUUCGAUGUGGACCAGUGGUCUCAUCGUUUCAGCCCAAUCCUAUUUUGGGACUAAGUCAGCGCCUUGUUGUAGCCAGCUGCCAGGUUAAGGGCUGUGGCUGCAGUGCUUGAUAUAGCUCUUUCGGAGACACCAGUCACGGCCCGUGGAAAACAACAGCUGCGGCAGGGUCUAAAACAAGUUUCUGGAACUGGGACGCAUCCCGUGUGACUCGCAAGUUAUGCUCUCUCAAGGUGCACGGUUGCACUACUAGUUGCUCUCACCAUUCCUGCCAUUCGUCCUGCCUGCCUCACAGACGCUCUUCUUCCUUUGAGCACAAUAUACCAUGAAUCAUCAGCUUGAUCUGCAACGCAGGCAACAGAAUGGAAACUCUUCAGCUUCAGCUUCUGCGACAAUUUCAGGCUCGGCAUCCCUCGUAAAUGGGAGAGCUCAACCUGGAAUAAUCACUAUAACCAUGCCUCCAAUCCAAUCCGAAUCCUACUACAAAAUUGCCCCCAGCGAAUAUGUUACGUUUGGGUGGAACUUUUCGAGCCUCGUUGUGACACCCACCGCCCUCACUGUUGCAGCAGUAGGUGCAAACGGAAAUACAUAUCCCGUGGGCCCCACCGAUGGUGUCAUUCCCGGAACCGCUCAGAGCGUGGUGUGGUAUCCAUAUGGCUACCAGACUGCAAACCCUAGCCUUCCACUGGCUCAGGAAAGCUACACGCUUCAUAUUUGGGCCCAGGGUGGCCCUAGCGCAUUCCCCUCCCCUGGUUACCUGGAGCCAAACAGCGAGCUUGAGUUCGCUAUGUAUACGCCACAGGCAUACACACCUUUGACUAGUGGUAAGUCUGCGUUCGUUCAUGCUCGUCGUCGAUCUUAUCUUUGAAUGCACUUAGGGUGGCAAUGUGCCGGAUGCUCAGGAGCGUUACCCCCAGCUUAAAAUAAACUCUGCUCUUCCUGGUGUUGUUGCGAUGAUUAUUAUAAUGCUGCUCUCUGGGUUCACCACCCUUCGCCGCGUUUGGGACUGAUCUUAGUUGAUCUAUGAUUCCCUAGGUCUGGUUUCUGGGAGGUUGUAGAGGAUGGUGGCAUUUGAUUGACAUUUAAUGGAUUAUUAUGGUUUGUAAUUGGACUGGACAUUUACAUCACACGUAGACUUACUUCAUGCACAUCGUUAUGGCACGAUAUAUACCGACAGGUAAUGAUGUCGCACUUAGGUUAGUAUCAGAACUCUGCUGAUGUCGUUUUACACAGUACCUACUGUCAUUGAUUGAAACCUACUUUACUUGUGCAACUUGGACACUAAUGGCAUGGCCAUGUACUACUUGGCCUGUCGCCCUA
Suillus subalutaceus is the source of this 1448-nucleotide messenger RNA. RefSeq lists its product as uncharacterized. The record is from RefSeq and is a predicted model, not a curated record. NCBI's taxonomy places the organism in Eukaryota, Fungi, Basidiomycota, Agaricomycetes, Boletales, Suillaceae. The transcript has 2 exons. The coding region runs from base 454 to 996 and encodes 180 amino acids.